GUCAUAAAAUGAUUUUUAUAUAUUUAGAAAAUAAAAAUAUUAGCUCUGUAUGCAACUAAUAAAAAUGUGCUAAUCAUAUAAAAUGUCACUAUGAAAUGAAGAGCAAAGCAUUAAAUUAUUCAAAGAACAUCAGUCGUGUGGCAGUAUUUGUGUUUCUUUUACAAUGGAAAAUGAUGAAUUGCCAAUUAAGACAACACCAAUUGAAGCUGAUUACAUUAUAUUUUGGAACAAAAAGUUAGGAUCUGGUAUUAGUGGACCAGUCAGAAUUUGUCAAAGUAGAACAACAAAUGAAAAAUUUGCAUUUAAAUGCUUGGUUGAUCGUCCAAAGGCCAGGAUAGAAGUUGACUUGCAUUGGAGGUGUCGAAAUCAUCCUCAUAUUGUUUCUUGUGUUGAGGUUUAUCAAAAUGAUCUAAACUUACCUGGAGAACUUCAUAAAAAAAAGUAUUUGAUAAUGGUUUUGGAACUUAUGGAAGGAGGGGAAUUAUUUGACCAGAUUCGUAAAAAGAUUAGCUUUACAGAGAUGGAAGCAAGUGAUAUCACUAAACAGGUAGCUUCUGCCAUUUUUCAUAUUCAUUCACAAAAUAUUGCUCAUAGAGACUUGAAGCCUGAGAAUUUGCUUAUUAAGGAUAAUAGUGAUAAUAUUGUAGUGAAGCUUACAGACUUUGGAUUUGCAAAAAUUGAUAAAGGAAAUCUUGUUACUCCCCAGUUUACUCCGUAUUAUGUGUCUCCUCAAGUUCUUGAAGCUCAAAGAUUUCAUCGAGCUCAAAAAAUGGGAAAUAUACCUAUUGAAAGUGAGCCCUACACAUAUGAUAAGAGUUGUGAUAUUUGGAGUCUUGGAGUGAUCAUAUACAUAAUGUUGUGUGGGUAUCCUCCAUUUUAUUCUGAAAAUCCACGCAAGCAGUUAUCACAAGGUAUGAAACGAAGAAUAAUGGAAGGAGAAUAUGACUUUCCUGCACCAGAAUGGUCGAAAAUAUCUGACUUAGCCAAAGAUGUUAUCAAAAGAAUGUUAGUGAUAGACUCAAAAAAUAGAAUGACUAUUCAUGAAUUAAUCAAACAUCCAUGGCUAAAUGCAGGAAUAACUCUUGCAACUGUUUUGAAAUCUCCACAAAAACUUAUGUUAGAAGACAGUUUUGAAAAGGUUGUGAUUGCACAUUCAGCUAUGCUUGCUGAUUUAAGAGUUCCUGAUGAUGACUUGAUACUGAAUCCAAAUGCUAUUGAAAAGAAUCCAAUUAUCCUUAAACGAAGAAAGGCUCAAGAGCUUUGUUUGAUUUCAUCUGAUGACCAGAAAAGUCUUGUACCUAUUGAAACUUCUGGAAUAAAAGCAUUGAGAGAUAUGGUGGCUUUUUUGUACAUGCCACCAUUGGAUAAGAUAGAAAGUCCAACAUUUGAAGAUUUUCUGGCUGUGUUGACACAUGAAGUUCUAAAGCAUAAUGUCCGUUCAAAGAAAUUAGAAGAUGUUUUAACUUCUGAAGGUUGGAAUGGUACCGCGUAUAUACGUCAAGUUAAUAAAACAAUAUUGGCAAAAAAUUUGAGUGACAUAUUGAUAAGUUUUAAACCACAUUAAAAACCACAACAAAAUCUCAUUGAGAUUGAAACCAUUGUAUUCAACAUUGAUACCAUUGUAUUCGAGAUUGAAGCCAUUGCAUUCAACAUUGAUAAUUAAACUUAUGAUAAUCAAAUUUUGUCCACGCUUUUAAAUGGAAAUUUUAUGUUUAUCUGUUCUCCAUACCAUGAUCAAAAUCUAAAAAGCGAUUUUAAAGUUUUGUUAUCAAGCAAAAGAGUUUCGAACAUCAAAAGAAUAUUUUAAGAACACUUAUUAAAUGUUAUUCAAGUAAAUUAUUUAAUGUAGAUUGAUAUCAUAUGAAACUUUUUAAAUUGAUACAUGAGUACACGUUUAUGAGAAGAUUGUUAAAAACAUCCAGAAUAUAUGUAAAUAUGGAAAAUAUAUUUAAAAUACAUUUAACAUUUUGCUUA
Molecule: messenger RNA, 1974 nt
Organism: Hydra vulgaris (swiftwater hydra)
Lineage: Eukaryota; Metazoa; Cnidaria; Hydrozoa; Anthoathecata; Hydridae
Source: RefSeq, a predicted model, not a curated record